Molecule: messenger RNA, 1408 nt
Organism: Prosopis cineraria
Lineage: Eukaryota; Viridiplantae; Streptophyta; Magnoliopsida; Fabales; Fabaceae
Product: xyloglucan endotransglucosylase/hydrolase protein A
Exons: 4
Coding region: 67-1071 (334 amino acids)
Biological process (GO): cell wall biogenesis; xyloglucan metabolic process
Cellular component (GO): cell wall; apoplast
Molecular function (GO): xyloglucan:xyloglucosyl transferase activity; hydrolase activity, hydrolyzing O-glycosyl compounds
Source: RefSeq, a predicted model, not a curated record
AGUCACUUCUGCCAAACAAUUCAAAGGACUGGAACAAAAGUGAGCGAGGGAGAGAGAGAAUGAAGGAUGAAGGGCCCGAUCCAGAACGGGACUGUCCUGCCUUUGCUGCUCUAUAUAUACCCUCUAGGCUCUAGUCUUCUUCCCACAAGUACGCACCAUUCAUUCUUCUUCUCUACUUUCAAAUUCACAAUGCCUUCUCUUCUCUGGACUCUCUCUUUCGUUCUGGCUUCACUCUGCUCUGCCGCCCACGGCGCUAUCCCUAGGAGGCCCGUUGAUGUACCCUUCGGACGGAACUACUACCCUACCUGGGCUUUUGAUCACAUCAAGUACCUCAAUGGAGGUUCCGAGGUUCAGCUCCAUCUCGAUAAGUACACUGGAACUGGCUUCCAGUCCAAAGGAUCCUACUUGUUUGGUCACUUCAGCAUGUAUAUCAAGAUGGUUCCUGGGGAUUCUGCCGGCACCGUUACUGCUUUCUAUUUAUCUUCCCAGAACUCAGAGCACGAUGAAAUAGACUUCGAGUUCUUGGGAAACAGAACAGGGCAGCCAUACAUUCUGCAAACGAACGUGUUCACCGGAGGCAAGGGUGACAGAGAACAGAGAAUCUACCUCUGGUUUGAUCCUUCCAAAGAGUAUCACAGAUACUCUGUUCUGUGGAACCUGUAUCAGAUAGUGUUUUUCGUAGAUGAUGUGCCGAUCAGGGUGUUCAAGAACAGCCACGACUUGCGAGUGAAAUACCCAUUUAACCAACCCAUGAAGAUAUACAACAGCCUGUGGAAUGCGGACGACUGGGCCACGAGGGGUGGGUUGGAGAAGACGGACUGGUCCAAAGCACCGUUCAUAGCCACCUACAAGGGCUUCCACAUCGACGGGUGCGAGGCCUCCGUGGAGGCCAAGUUCUGUGCCUCCCAGGGCAAGCGAUGGUGGGAUCAGGCCGAGUUCCGCGACCUCGACGCCGCUCAGUGGCAACGACUCAGGUGGGUUCGCAGCAAAUACACCAUUUACAACUACUGCACCGACCGCAAGCGCUACCCACAAGUCCCUCCCGAAUGCGCCAGAGACCGCGACAUGUAAACUCAAACCCUAUCAUCUACAAGUAUUACAUUCUAAUUUACAGCCACUGCGAGUCCUGAUGUGCCUCCUCUCCCGCCAUCAUUAUCAUUACUCUUAUAAGUCUCAUAAGGGACGGGUUCUCUCUUCCCAUAUUGGUCACUGGUGUAUAAGUAUUUAUAUUGCCAAGGUAUAUUUGCUGAGGGAUCGGAGGUUGAGAUCAGAGGAGCCUCUGGCUUCAGGGAUCAACACUGAGCUCUGUCUCUGUAUGUGUGUAACAGUGUAAUGUAGCACUGCGACUGGUAAAUUAUUCUGAAUCAAUGUUGAAUAUUGAAUAUAGAAGUACUAUAUUUCACUUGGA